Tremella mesenterica DSM 1558 is the source of this 1047-nucleotide messenger RNA. RefSeq lists its product as uncharacterized. Gene Ontology annotation, cellular component: histone acetyltransferase complex. Gene Ontology annotation, molecular function: histone H3 acetyltransferase activity; protein binding. The annotation marks the transcript as partial. Gene Ontology annotation, biological process: positive regulation of transcription by RNA polymerase II; chromatin remodeling. NCBI's taxonomy places the organism in Eukaryota, Fungi, Basidiomycota, Tremellomycetes, Tremellales, Tremellaceae. The record is from RefSeq and is a predicted model, not a curated record. The transcript is spliced from 4 exons.
AGACCAGCAGCUAUAGAAGAAGCUAACAGAGAAAUCAUGCUUAUAGUCGUCGCUUCUCGUAAUCCAACUCCUGUAGCUACCAUCCUUCUCAUAGGUCUCAAGAACCUUUUCCAACGUCAAUUACCCAAAAUGCCUCGUGAAUAUAUCACUCGAUUGGUAUUGGAUAAGAAUCAUCUAAGUAUGGCUAUAGUCAAAAGAGGUUGGAAAGUUGUAGGGGGGAUUUGUUAUCGACCAUUUGAGAGUAGAGGUUUUGCUGAGAUAGUUUUUUGCGCUGUGGACAGUUCGGAGCAAAUCAAAGGUUACGGAUCUCAUCUUAUGAACGCCUUAAAAGAUCAUGUUAGACAAGCUCAUCCAACUAUCAACCAUUUUCUCACAUAUGCGGAUAAUUACGCCGUCGGGUAUUUCAAAAAACAAGGCUUUACAAAAGAAAUCGCUUAUCCUCGCGAACGUUGGGUCGGGUAUAUAAAAGAUUACGAAGGUGGAACUAUAAUGCAAUGUUCAAUGUUACCAAAAGUCAAAUAUUCAGAGGUACAUCAAAUGCUAGCGGAUCAAAAGGCUGCCAUUUUAGCAAAGAUUCGAACCAUUUCUAGAUCCCACAUCGUUCAUCCAGGUUUAACAAUAUUCAAAGAACGGAAACCCGGUCAAACAAAAUUAUCAAAAGAAGAUGUCCCUGGAUUAGCUGAAAGUGGUUGGAAUCCCGAUUUAGACGCAAUGAUCUUACAACCUAUGAGAAACCCUCAUCAUGUUUAUUUACAACAUGUUUUAAACGAUUUACAACAAGAACCUUCUGCAUGGCCUUUCACAAAACCUGUAGAUAGGAAUGUGGUACAAGAUUAUUACGAUGUGAUAACUACUCCAAUGGACUUAUCAACUAUGGAGAGUAAACUUGAGAACAAUCAUUAUGCUACCAUUGAAGAUUUCGUAGCCGACGCUAAACUCAUAUUCUCUAAUUGUAGACAAUAUAACGGUGAGAAGAGUACAUACACUGUUCAAGCCAAUAAACUUGAAAAGGCUUUGGAGAGAAUAAUGAAGAAGAGACAGUUGUAG